AGUCUAGGGUUUUAUGCAAAUGGCCCAGGUAUCCCUUGGAGCGAUGGAGCGCGCUCGUUCCACACUGGAAGAUUUUUGCAGAUCUUAUUUCAUGUUCCAUGGAUUGGACGAGCGCCAUGUUUUCAAGCACUUGCCAAUUCUUAUGUUUGUCGAGGCUUUUAUUUACCAGCUGGACGAUCAGAAUGAGAAUGCGAUCCAAUUAUCAGGUGAUGGUGCUUUAGGAGCUGAUCCUUUCCUGGCAUUGCGACAAGUUCUCAUGAACAAAAAUCUUCUUACUGAGAGGAUUGAGAAGGAGUUGGAAGAUGGAGUUGAGUACUGGCUGUUGGAGCGCACUCUUUGCAAGGCGCUCUCUUCGAGCUCCUCUUCCGAGAUUUCAGCUUCAGAUGUUUUGCGAGCUGUGCGCCUCAAGUCUUUCGACUAUCGCGUUUUGAAUCUUUUGCUCUACCGGCUAAGAGACGAAGAGGUAAACGAAGUCCAUUUCAACUUUCUGAAAACAUCGGAAUUGCUCGUGGAAAUUUCAGACGACCUGUAUGUAAGCUUGCUCUGGAUAUUAAGUUCGCUUGGCCUCACUGUGUUUGUUUGCUGGACGAACAGAUACGACUACGAGGAAGACGUUGUUGACAACAGCUUCAACAUUCUGCGAAUGUUUGUCAGCUUGUAUGGUGCAAAGACAGCUCCAGCAAAGCUUGCAAGUUUGAUAUCUGAGGUCGAGCGAGAGUACGAGAAUCUGGUGAAGCAGCUUGAACCAGGGCUGGCGGCUCGCUACCAGAAGCGCUGCGAAGAAGCGGUAAAAGAAGGUGGAAGCAACUCGAAACACCUUCUUGGAUGCUGGACAAUUCCUCAUAUUAUUCAAGACGAGACCGCAUACAGAUCGAGUGUCAAUCGGGAAGCUAUCGAGUAACUCUUUUACUUGAAUGCCACCCUUGUUUUAAGUC
Molecule: messenger RNA, 935 nt
Organism: Selaginella moellendorffii
Lineage: Eukaryota; Viridiplantae; Streptophyta; Lycopodiopsida; Selaginellales; Selaginellaceae
Exons: 10
Coding region: 14-901 (295 amino acids)
Source: RefSeq, a predicted model, not a curated record